Dichomitus squalens LYAD-421 SS1 is the source of this 261-nucleotide messenger RNA. RefSeq lists its product as uncharacterized. Bases 1 to 261 code for a protein of 86 amino acids. Gene Ontology annotation, cellular component: large ribosomal subunit; ribosome. Gene Ontology annotation, biological process: translation. The record is from RefSeq and is a predicted model, not a curated record. Lineage: Eukaryota; Fungi; Basidiomycota; Agaricomycetes; Polyporales; Polyporaceae. The transcript is spliced from 2 exons. Gene Ontology annotation, molecular function: structural constituent of ribosome.
AUGCUAGCGCGCGUUCUGGGUACCGCACGACUCUUCUCCACCUCUGCGGUCGCGCAGUUCCCCAAGCUGAAGUCGCAUUCUGGGGCGAAAAAGCGGUGGAGGUCAAUAGCGUCUGGCAUCUUCAAACGGGGGAAGGCUGGACACAAACACUUGAAUGUGAACAAGAGCCCCGCGCGGAAAAACGCAUUGGGCCAGACAGCGUAUUCGAACCCAUCACAAACCUCACGGCUGAAGAAGCUGCUACCGUACGGUUCGCCAUGA